Nelumbo nucifera (sacred lotus) is the source of this 1390-nucleotide messenger RNA. It is a transcript of the gene POP4, whose product is annotated as ribonuclease P family protein. The record is from RefSeq and is a predicted model, not a curated record. Gene Ontology annotation, cellular component: ribonuclease P complex; ribonuclease MRP complex. Gene Ontology annotation, molecular function: ribonuclease P RNA binding. Lineage: Eukaryota; Viridiplantae; Streptophyta; Magnoliopsida; Proteales; Nelumbonaceae. Gene Ontology annotation, biological process: rRNA processing; tRNA 5'-leader removal.
UUAUGACCCCCAAACGCUACCCACACUGAGGGUAUCAGAUCCGUAUUGCUCCCGAACGGGCACUAUACAUGUUUUGAAGAAGCUGAUGGCGUUAGUUUUGGCGGGUGGGGGGCAGGGUAUACGGCCUGGUUUGCCAUGGCAACUGAUACAAAUCAAAGCGUUUCAGAUCAGAAGAGACGCACGUUGGAAGCAUUGGAGAGGAGAUUUGCAGUAGCUAAAGCCGAACUUCUUCAACAGCAACAGAAGAGUAGAAAGCGGUCUCGUGAAGAAGAAGAAGAAAUAAGACAUAACAAUAAUUCUUCUUCUGUCACAUCGUCUCAUGAUGCACCCGUUAUAACUUAUUCAACGCAAUCUUCCAAGAAAGGCCAUUUUGCAUUCUCUAGUCGUACUCCUUCACGAGGAACUCCUCGAGUACCAGAUGUUGAAGCUGACGGCCUUACAUAUUCUCAUCUUUGUCAACCUUUACAUGGAAACCUGCUUAGUUCUGGUUCUGAGCUAUCUUGUAAAAAAGGGAGAACAGUUGAUAAUGUUAUACAUGAACUGCUCCAAAGUGGUGAUUCGGCCCAGAAGUACAUGCAGGGAUCUAGAAGCAAGAAAAUAGACAAUUGGAUCCUUCUUGAUAACUUUGUACAAAGUCGUGGUAUAUCAGUUAGUGCUCGUAUCAGGGCUUUACAGAGUCAUUCAAAACGUUCCAAAAGUCAUAUGUCAAUGAAGCAACUUAAGAAGUGUGGGUCAUUUGAUCUACCCUCAGAGUUUCAUAGAUUCGAUAUUUUCAAGUCAAUGCAUGAAAUGUGGAAAGGCUAUAUCAUGCAACUUGUUAAGAUUAUGGGGAAAAGCGAGUUGGCGCAGUGUUUUCUUACCGCAGACUUACAUGGUGCUAUACUUCUAGUUGCCGAGUGUAAAGUAACUGCUUUCAGUGGAAUUAGUGGCAUCAUGAUUAGAGAAACUGCUGAAACAUUUGGAAUAAUCACACAAGAUAAUAAGCUCCGAGCGGUUCCCAAAAAGUCUUCUGUUUUUAUAUUUCAAGCUGGUUGCUGGAAAAUUACAUUACAUGGAGACAAACUCAUUUCAAGAAAUUUCGGCUUAUAAUUUUGUUCGCGGCCAAGUCAUCCAAGUAUAGUAAAUUAAUCCUAUUUAGUAGUUUGAUUAAUAGCCGAGUUUGUUUUUCCCUUGUUUUAAAAUGGUAUAAAUACUCAAUUGAAUACUAUUUGAACAAGAUAUCAAUCUUGAUGGCAAGGAUUUAGCUUCUUCAAGUGAAAAACAUUGACCGGGUGAUAUCUCAUACAUCCAUCCCAGGAACAAGGUACGAUAAUCUCAAUAUGUGAUUUUCAUGUAUUCGGUAUUCCAACAAUCGAUGCUUGCUAAAAAUCUAAAUUUCACCUAUUGCCCA